UCGUUAAUUUUGCUCCACAUCUUUUACGUGCAGAGUAGUUUGAUUGGUGGCUCUUGCUUUAUAGAGGAAAAUUUUCGAAUUUAUUAUCCCCAGGAAGCUUCGACUUACAAAUCCAUAGAUCAAAAAGUCUUUUCUUUUGAUCUAGGUAAUUGGUUUUCACUGUUCAUGUUUGUUCGUUUAGUCUGCAAUUUCAUGAGAACAUGUCAAAAGUUGAGUACAUUUGAUUUGGGGAGUAAGGAGUGGUUUUCUGGGAAUGUAUUUGAUGCAACUUUGGAAUGCUUAGAAAGAGGAAAAGGAACUGGAAAUUUGAUUGGAGAUUUAGUUUCUGAAGGGUAUGGAUUUGCAGAGUAAUUCUCAACCUGAAUUGGGGAAGUUGGAGCAGAUUAUUUCCCAAUUUCUUUUGAAGAGCUUGCAUAUUAUUUUGGACUCUAGGAUUCCCUCUCUUCGUCCUCAUGAUCGUAGUGGCGACCUUUCGUCGGCUAACCGAGUGAGAAAGAGUGACAAAUGGUUCAAUUUAGUACUAGGAGACCGCCCUGCGGCUCUAGAAAAUUUGAAUUUUUGGCACAGAAAUGUGAUGGAUCCAAUGAUAAUCGACAUAAUACUCGUUCAUGAAGGGUCUAACUCUUCAUCCGUGGACAAUCUCUAUACUGCUUCUACAGCAGGGACAUCUAUUGAGACAGUUAUAGAAAGGUGGGUAGUUCAGUAUGAAUCUCCUCGGAAUGUGGCUCCUCAAGCCGGUGAAAUGGCUGCUUCUUACAAAAGGACAUACAAGAAAUCAAUAGUACUUCUGCGUUCUCUUUAUACGCAAAUGAGACUUUUGCCGGUUUACCGGGCUUUUCGACAGCUAAGUAGCUCUAGCCAGGCUUAUAAUUUUGAUAUUAUUUACAAGGUUUCUUCAUUUGGUGAUCCAUUCACAAGGGCAGAGGAAGAAUUGAUGGAAGAAUAUAGCUUCCCUCCUGUUGAGGCCUUUCCCGGUCGCCUUUCUGUGUCUGUGACUUACCGUUCAACCCUCUCUGAUUUUAACAUUGAGCCUUCAACAACAAUGCCACCUAAGAUAAUCACAGAUUAUGUUGGUAGUCCUGCCACUGAUCCGCUGAGAUCUUUCCCCACUUCAGAGAAGGGUGUUCGUGCAAUUUCCUUUCCUUUGAGAGGAGCACGACCGCCUUCUACACCACUUGAGCGCCCGCAUAGCUGGACAAGUGGUUUUCAUCGAGCUGCACCUUUUAUGCAGAACCAACACCUUGUCAGAUCUCCACCUGCAUAUCGUCCUUCUCCUACUUUUUCUGAUUUUCCAUCAUCACCUUCUGAUAUGUAUGGUAACAGAGUCCAAAACUACAGACUGCUAAGCAAUCAAAGGGCUACCACUUGUGAUGAGUAUCAGCUUUCACCUCCAUUUUCACCAUCUUCCUCCCCGUCUCCUCCAACGUACUUCUAUGGUGGUAAUCCUAACCAAAUGCAAACCCGUAAAUCUUCAGAAACUGCCCCGGUAACUAUUCCAGCUACAAUGACAGGCAGAAGUUCUAGAUACCUUUCUCCCAACUUUUCUGAUCCAAAUAGAAACUCGCUUCCUCCUUUAUCCCCCAGAAGCAUAAGGAAUGAUCCUUCAUCACAGGAGUCUCCUUCUGGAAUCAGGUCAUUUCGGAGAAUAGAUUCUUCAAGGGCCGGAGAGGUGACGGCUGGAAUAACGAAUUGCCAUGCUGGUCAGAAGGCCAUAAAGGACAGUAGAGAAGACUCAGGGCGGUUUUCAGGACCAUUAUCUUCCAGUGGCUCACCACGUAUUGGGUUCUCUAGAAGCUCCAGUAGAUUAUCUUUCCAGGAUGACUUGGAUGAUUUUGGCUUCUCAUGUCCUUUUGAUGUUGAUGAUGUUGACCCUCCAGAUUUUCAACCCAGGUACUUAAAUUUCUCGAAGUCAACUGUUAUGAAUUGA
Molecule: messenger RNA, 1927 nt
Organism: Morus notabilis
Lineage: Eukaryota; Viridiplantae; Streptophyta; Magnoliopsida; Rosales; Moraceae
Product: autophagy-related protein 13a
Exons: 2
Coding region: 335-1927 (530 amino acids)
Biological process (GO): protein localization to phagophore assembly site; piecemeal microautophagy of the nucleus; mitophagy
Cellular component (GO): Atg1/ULK1 kinase complex; phagophore assembly site; extrinsic component of membrane
Source: RefSeq, a predicted model, not a curated record